Messenger RNA from Rhodamnia argentea, 1296 nucleotides. Its product is annotated as pyrroline-5-carboxylate reductase. Gene Ontology annotation, molecular function: pyrroline-5-carboxylate reductase activity. Lineage: Eukaryota; Viridiplantae; Streptophyta; Magnoliopsida; Myrtales; Myrtaceae. Gene Ontology annotation, biological process: L-proline biosynthetic process. The transcript has 7 exons. The record is from RefSeq and is a predicted model, not a curated record. The coding region runs from base 10 to 984 and encodes 324 amino acids.
UUCGGAGCAAUGAAGCCCGACAAGUCCCCCGUCGGCAUCUUCUCGAACGAAAACCGCUCCGACGCUGGUCACUUUGCAGCAGUCGGCAACUCACGGUUGGGACCCGGUGAGUCACUCUGUUUUGGGAGCGCAACGUCGCAGGAGACAAUGGAGGUGGUGGCGCUGCCGAUACCGGCCGAGACGUACAAGCUAGGGUUUAUUGGAGCCGGCAAAAUGGCGGAGUCCAUCGCGAGAGGAGUGGUCAAGUCCGGCGUCUUGCCUCCGUCCAGGAUUCGCACCGCUGCUCAUACCAAUCAGAGCCGACGCGACGCAUUCGAAUCCUUCGGCGUCCAAGUCCUCUCCGACAAUCAAGCUGUAGUUGAAGACAGUGAUGUGGUCAUCUUCUCAGUGAAACCCCAAGUUGUUAAAGGCGUAGUCUCCCAGUUGAGGCCACUGCUAUCAAAGAAGAAGCUUUUGGUCUCAGUAGUUGCCGGAGUAAAAUUGAACGAUUUGCAGGAUUGGGCUGGCCAUGAUCGAUUUAUCCGUGUAAUGCCAAAUACUCCUGCUGCUGUUGGCGAGGCUGCAUCUGUUAUGAGUCUGGGAGGAGCAGUAAAAGAAGAGGAUGCAGAACUCAUUGCUACUUUAUUCGGAUCUAUAGGCAAGAUUUGGAAAGCUGAUGAAAAAUAUUUUGAUGCAAUUACUGGCCUGAGUGGCAGUGGUCCAGCCUAUAUCUUUCUGGCAAUAGAAGCUUUAGCCGAUGGAGGAGUUGCUGCAGGUCUUCCAAGAGAACUUGCAUUAGGUCUAGCUUCUCAAACGGUGUUGGGUGCGGCAUCUAUGGCCUCUAAAAUGGGUAAGCAUCCGAGUCAGCUCAAGGAUGAUGUCGCAUCACCUGGGGGUACCACAAUUGCUGGCAUUCAUGAACUGGAAAAGGGUGGAUUUCGAGGGAUUUUGAUGAAUGCAGUCGUUGCUGCUGCUAAGCGUGGCCGUGAACUUUCCCCUUCCUGAUACUGACUUCCAACUUUUCAGCCCAUAUUCUAUGCUUAUCAUUCCAGAGUUUGCUAAACAGCUCGAAAGGGUGAGCACGGCCAUCCCUCCUGAUUCUGACUUGAAUACCAGUUCUAGUUUAGGUGAGGUCUCUCUAAAGGUUUCAUCUUUUUUCAGCUUUUCAAAAUCUAUUUAGUUUCAUUUCCAUCUUUCUGCUUGAUUUUUGUCUUAUAAAAAGGAAGAAUUAGUUAUAGGUGCAGCUUGGGAUUCCCCUUGCCUGUAAUCCCUUUCUUCCAAGUCCUAUACUAUCAAGAGCUGUGAGAUCCAACCACC